AUGGCAGCUUGCAGCAAUAAGCAAAACCAACUCAAAUUCUCCAAAAUAGGGAUAAUAGGGGCAGGGAUAAGUGGCGUUGCAGCAGCCAAACAGCUAGCCAGUUUCAAGCCAGUGGUGUUGGAGGCCACUGACUCCAUAGGGGGUGUUUGGAAGCACUGCUCGUUCAGGUCCACCAGGCUCCAGACCCCUCGCUGUGACUACGAGUUCUCGGACUAUCCAUGGCCCCAAAGGGAUAACUCCACCUUUCCUUCUCACGUAGAGGUGCUGGACUACCUUCGCUCAUAUGCCACCCACUUUGAUGUGUUGAAGUUCGUGCAGUUCAACUCCAGGGUGGUGGAGCUCCGGCAUGUGAGUGGGCACCCGGAUGACCAUACCCGACCCGGUGAAUAUGGGAGCCUUCUGAAGGGUCAUGCAGCCUGGGAGCUGGGCGUGCAAGUUAAUCAAUCAGAAACCCUUCAGUGGUAUGCUGUUGAGUUAGUGGUGAUGUGCAUUGGAAAAUAUGGAGACAUGCCAAAGAUGCCUGUAGAUUACCCAGUUAAUAAAGGUCCACAGGUAUUUAGUGGUAAGGUGUUGCAUUCUAUGGAAUAUUCCAAGCUUGGCAAGGAGGCUGCUCAUGACCUUCUCCAUGGGAAGAAGGUUGCUAUCAUUGGCUAUAAGAAAUCCGCCAUUGAUUUAGCUGUGGAAACUGCCGCGGCAAACCAAGGACCGGAAGGGCAGCCCUGCACCAUUGUGUUUAGGACACUCCAUUGGACGGUUCCAUCAUACUGGAUUUGGGGGUUGCCAUUUUUCUUGUUCUAUUCAACUCGCUCUUCCCAAUUUCUCCACUCAAGGCCAAACCAAACCCUGCUCAGGACCCUCCUGUGCCUUCUUUUAUCCCCGAUGCGAAGAGCAGUGUCCAAGUUUAUAGAGUCGUACUUGGCAUGGAAACUGCCUCUGGGGAAGUAUGGGCUGAAACCAGAUCAUCCAUUUGAGGAGGAUUAUGCCUCCUGCCAGAUGCCCGUCUUGCCAGGGAACUUCUUCUCAGAGGCAGACAAGGGUAGGAUCCUGUUCAAGAGGAUAUCGAAGUGGUGGUUUUGGAGAGGGGGUAUUGAAUUUGAAGAUGGCACCAAACUGGAUGCUGACGUUGUGAUUUUUGCCACUGGUUUCGAUGGCAUGAAGAAGCUCAAAGCUUUAUUGCCUGAGCCCUUCUGCAGUCUAACAGAAGACUCUUCUGGGAUUAUGCCCUUGUACAGGGGUACAAUUCAUCCACAAAUUCCCAACAUGGCAUUUGUCGGGUAUCUUGAGAGUGUCUCUAACCUGCACUCUGCUGAGUUAAGGAGUAUAUGGCUAGCUCGACUAGCUAACAAUCAGUUUAAGCUUCCAAGUGUGGAGAAGAUGCAUGAACAAGUUACCAAAGAAAUGGAAAUUAUGAAGAGAACAACCAGGUUCUACAAGAGAUACUGUAUCUCUACUUUCAGUAUCAACCACAGUGAUGAUAUUUGUGAGGAAAUGGGAUGGAAAUCUUGGAGGAAGAAGAACUGGCUAUCAGAAGCUUUCAGCCCAUACACCAGCCAAGACUACCAGCAGGACAUAUGA
Messenger RNA from Malania oleifera, 1575 nucleotides. Its product is annotated as probable flavin-containing monooxygenase 1. Gene Ontology annotation, molecular function: N,N-dimethylaniline monooxygenase activity; NADP binding; flavin adenine dinucleotide binding. The record is from RefSeq and is a predicted model, not a curated record. The transcript is spliced from 5 exons. Bases 1 to 1575 code for a protein of 524 amino acids. Lineage: Eukaryota; Viridiplantae; Streptophyta; Magnoliopsida; Santalales; Ximeniaceae.